Colius striatus (speckled mousebird) is the source of this 1459-nucleotide messenger RNA. It is a transcript of the gene ST3GAL4, whose product is annotated as ST3 beta-galactoside alpha-2,3-sialyltransferase 4. The transcript has 12 exons. NCBI's taxonomy places the organism in Eukaryota, Metazoa, Chordata, Aves, Coliiformes, Coliidae. The record is from RefSeq and is a predicted model, not a curated record. The coding region runs from base 209 to 1228 and encodes 339 amino acids. Gene Ontology annotation, biological process: glycolipid biosynthetic process. Gene Ontology annotation, molecular function: sialyltransferase activity.
CCGGCAUCCCGCACCGCUCCUCUCCCCUCCCGUCCCCCCAAAACGCCAUCCCCGCGCCGUGCCCCGGCCGUGCCCCCUCCCCUCCCAGCGCCCAUGGGGAAGAGAGGAUGCCCUCGUAGAUCCCGCCGAGCUCCUGCCUGCGCUGCCUGCACCAAGAGGACACACGGUGAGCAGCGGCGGCAGCGAUGAGAGCUCCGGCCCUCGCCUGAUGCCUCUCCUCCUGACAAAAAUGAUCAACAAGUCUCGAGGGAAGAUCCUCGGGGUGCUGGCGUUGUUUUUGGUGAUGGUUUGGUACUCGAUCUACCGGGAAGACAGGUACACACAGCUCUUUUAUUUCCCCGUGCAAGAAAACAAGACGACGUGUCCGGCCGGGGAGGUGGAGAGGAAAGCGGCGCAGCUCAUCGGGAACUACACGAGGGAGCAGCCGCUGUUCCUGCAGCUGAGCGAUUACUUUUGGGUGAAGGCGCCGGCGCUGUACGAGCUGCCCUACGGCACGAGGGGAAGCGAAGACGUCCUGCUGCGCUUGCUGUCCAUCACACACUACUCACUGCCUGAGAGCAUCCAGAGCCUCAAGUGCCGCAGGUGUGCUGUGGUGGGCAACGGCCACCGGCUCCGCAACAGCUCCAUGGGGGACACCAUCGACGCCUACGACGUGGUCAUCAGGCUGAACAACGCGCCAGUCCACGGUUACGAGCAGGACGUGGGCUCCAAGACCACCAUGCGCCUCUUCUACCCAGAGUCGGCUCAUUUCAACCCCAGGACGGAGAACAACCCCGACACUCUGCUGGUGCUGGUGCCUUUCAAACCUGUGGACUUCCAGUGGAUGGAGGCCAUCCUCAACGACAAGAAGAGGGUUCGGAAAGGGUUUUGGAAGCAGCCCCCGUUGAUCUGGGACGCCAACCCCGAGCGUGUGCGUAUCCUCAACCCCUACUACAUGGAAGUCACUGCUGCUAAACUCCUCAACCUCUCCAUGAAGCAACCUCGGAAGGUGAAGCAGAAGCCCACCACGGGGUUGUUGGCCAUCACCUUGGCUCUGCACUUCUGUGACCUGGUGCACAUCGCCGGCUUCGGCUACCCCGACUCGGCCAACAAGAAGCAAACCAUCCACUACUACGAGCAGAUCACCCUCAAAUCCAUGGCGGCGUCGGAGCACAACGUGUCUCACGAGGCCGUGGCCAUCAAGAGGAUGCUGGAGCUGGGGCUCAUCAGGAACCUCACCUACUUCUGAGGGGUCCUGGGGGGGCUGUGCAGGGGCUACACAGAGCCCCCCUCCCAGCUCCCCGAAGCCUGGACUGGGGGGCACACACACACACACACACACACAGAGAACGUGGCUGCAGCCACAGCAGAGGCCCAGCAGCCUCAUGGCCGCCGUGUGCUGGGGCCAGGGGGGCUCACGCUGGACCGUGCGUCCCCCCCAGAGUGGGGGGGGGUGUUUUUGGGGGGUGCAGGGAGCCCC